Messenger RNA from Perkinsus marinus ATCC 50983, 200 nucleotides. RefSeq lists its product as hypothetical. The transcript has 2 exons. NCBI's taxonomy places the organism in Eukaryota, Perkinsozoa, Perkinsida, Perkinsidae. The record is from RefSeq and is a predicted model, not a curated record. The annotation marks the transcript as partial.
AAGGAGCAGCUGUAGAGUUGACGAAGCGAGCACUCGAUGUGCAGGCCAACAAGGCGACCAUAAUCCUGCAUAAGCCACUGCAUUACGCUUCGUGCCAAGCUGAGAUGUAUCACAAACCUUCAACUCGUCGGUUGUUGACUCCAGCUCAGCGUUGGGAGGCCUGCCCGACAAAUCAUGAUCCUCGGCAACUCCGGAAGCUC